CUGCUAACUACCGAAAACUUUUGUCUCAAAUAUUCUUCCUAAGCUGCUAUGAAUCCCUCAUUGGCUUCGACAAUCGAAGAACCCUCGAAAUAAUGAACAACUGAUUUCAUUCACAAUCGGUCAGUAAUCAAUAUGAUUUAAAUUCCUUCUUCUUUACUCUUUAUUUUCAGAUUUCUUUCACUUUAAUUUUCCCCUUUUUUCUACGAUCUCUCUUCAUCAUCUAUUAGUUGUAACAGUUUGAGUAUUAUCUGGUUUUAGGGUUUUCGAUUCCCAAUUUUAAAUAUUAUUCGAAAUUUACCUUUAAAUGAUGCUGUUAUAAUUGUAAAAUGUUGACUUGCAUCCAAAAUGCUCCUAUAAUCUUUGAUUUGGUAUGCGUUGAUAGUUUGAUUCAAAAUUUAUGAUUCCAAACUAGGGUUUUCUGUGAUUCACAUAUCUCAGAAUUCAGAAAGCGCAUUCUUAUUGAUGAUUGGUAAAUUAUGUGAUUUGGAAUUUUUAUGUGCAUUUUAGCAAUUAUUAAUUAUUAAUUGAAGAUUAUUUUGGGGUGCUCAUAAGUUUUCUUAGAAGUAAUUUUUUCAGAAGGAUACACUGUAAUAUGAUUAUGGUUUCAUCAACAAGUAAUGCUAGCUUAUACAACGAUGCUGAAUUGAGUCAUUCGUCAUUGAUACAUGGACUUCCAGAUGACAUUGCCUUAUUUUGCUUGGCGAGGGUUCCUAGGAAGUACCACAGUGUUCUUAAAUGUGUUUCCAAAAGGUGGAAAAACUUGGUGAGUAGUGAAGAGUGGUGGGAUUAUCGCCAAAAGAUUGGUUUAGGUGAAACUUGGAUAUAUGCAUUGUGCCGAGAUAAGAGUACUGAUCAAGUUAGUUGCUAUGUGUUGGACCCAAGAUUGUCGAGACAGAGAUGUUGGAAGCCUGUUCCUGGUGUUCCGCCUUGCUGUUUAAAAAGAAAAGGAAUGGGGUUUGAGACCAUAGGAAAGAAGUUAUACUUCUUAGGGGGUUGUGGUUGGUCUGAAGAUGCUACUGAUGAAGUUUAUUGCUAUGAUGUUGCCAUGAAUGCUUGGGAUGAAGCAGCUUCUAUGUCAACUGCAAGGUGUUAUUUUGGCUGUGAAUUCAUGGAUGGAAAGAUUUAUGCUAUCGGAGGAUAUGGUCUAGAGACAAGUGAUCCACGUUCUUGGGAUACUUAUGAUCCUAGUACGAAUUCAUGGGAAUCGAAUUCAGACCCAAACAUCAUCCUUGACAUAGAGGAUUCCAUGGUGAUGGAUGGGAAAAUCUAUAUAAGAUCUCGCACUUCAACCAUACCACCCCAUGUAUAUAUGUCCGUCUAUGAUCCAUCGAGUGGCAUAUGGCAACAAACCGACACCGAAAUGGCCUUGGGUUGGCGAGGCCCUACAGUAGUUGUGGAUGAUACCCUCUAUGCGUUGGAUCAGAGCUUGGGAACCAAGUUGAUGGUGUGGAACAAAAACAUGAGAGAAUGGAGUCUGAUAUGUAGACUCUCACCUCUCCUUCCGAGACCACCUUGCCAGAUGGUGGCUAUCGGAAGCAAUAUCUUCAUAAUUGGCAAAGGGCUUAGUACCAUUGUUUUGGACAUCGACAAUGUUGGUAAUGUGGAUGGAGUCACAGCAAGCUCAUCUAUACUCAAUUCAUUUAUUGAUUGUGAUGUGAUUAGUUGUAAAUGUGUAUCAAUCUAAUUUAUUUUUCUGUUCUUCGUUUGUGUUUCUGUACUUGAGUCAUCGUGUGUAUAUUAAUCCAGGGAUAGCCCUGAGGAACAAUUAGUUUCA
Messenger RNA from Amaranthus tricolor (Joseph's coat), 1774 nucleotides. RefSeq names its product F-box/kelch-repeat protein SKIP4. The record is from RefSeq and is a predicted model, not a curated record. Gene Ontology annotation, molecular function: protein binding. The coding region runs from base 593 to 1684 and encodes 363 amino acids. NCBI's taxonomy places the organism in Eukaryota, Viridiplantae, Streptophyta, Magnoliopsida, Caryophyllales, Amaranthaceae. The transcript has 2 exons.